Molecule: messenger RNA, 3668 nt
Organism: Scophthalmus maximus (turbot)
Lineage: Eukaryota; Metazoa; Chordata; Actinopteri; Pleuronectiformes; Scophthalmidae
Gene: cp
Product: ceruloplasmin
Exons: 24
Coding region: 234-3443 (1069 amino acids)
Biological process (GO): iron ion transport
Cellular component (GO): plasma membrane
Molecular function (GO): copper ion binding; oxidoreductase activity
Source: RefSeq, a predicted model, not a curated record
CAGUCAGCUGAGACACACACACACACACACACACACACACACACACACACAGGGGGGGCCUGAACUCUUUUAGACAGACUGAGCUGCUGUCAGUCGAGGGCACGCGUCUGUCUUCUUCUUCAUCAUCACCUCGUGGCUCGCCGGAGGGGAAAACAGGGACUCGUCUUCGUACCUGGCCGCUCCUCUUUGGACUCACUCAUAGCAGGUGACGUGCCAGCACGUCUCCAAACAGGAUGCGUUGGUUGAGCGUGCUGCUGCUGUGCUGCGGCGCGGCGUGCGAGUCCGGGCUGAGAGAGUACUUCCUCAGAAUAGAGGAGGUGUCUUGGAACUACGCCCCGAGUGGGAUGAACAUCAUCCAGAACCGCACCCUGGAGGACGAUGAAGAAGCCUCCGUCUUCCUAAAGCGAGGCCCCCAGCGGAUCGGCUCCACCUACAAGAAGGCCGUCUACAAGCAGUACACCGACGCCACCUACAGGGUGGAGGUGACCAAGUCGGACUGGCUGGGCUACCUGGGGCCCCUGCUGAUGGCCGAGGAGGGCGACACGGUGGUCGUCCACCUGAAGAACGCCGCGUCCCGCCCGUACAGCAUCCACCCGCACGGGCUGAACUACAGCAAGGGCAACGAGGGAGCCCUGUACCCAGACGGCACCGGUCCAGAGCUGAAGCGAGACGACUCGGUGGCGCCCGGUACGUGGGUGACAUACGAGUGGACCUUCUCCGAGUUCAACAGCCCAACGUCCGAGGACAGCAACUGUCUGACCAGAUUCUACCACUCCCACGUCGCCGCUCCGAAGGACAUCAACACGGGACUCAUAGGACCCCUCAUCCUCUGUAAGAGAGGAACCCUGGACGUACACGGCGACAAGUCCGGGGACUACCUGUACGCGCUGCUGUUCAUGGUGUCGGACGAGAACUUCAGCUGGUACCUGGACGAGAACAUCAGGACGUACGUCACCAGUCCCGCCGCCAAGCUGAAGGAGGACGAGGAUUUCAUCGAGAGCAACAAGAUGCACGGUAUAAACGGCUUCCUGUACGGCAACAUGCCUGGACUGAGCAUGUGUCAGGGCAACGCGAUCCACUGGCACGUGUUCGCAUUGGGGAACGAGGUGGACAUGCACUCGGUUCAUUUCCACGGCCAGAUCCUGACCACGGAGAACCGCCACACGGACACCAUCAGCCUUUUCCCGGGCUCCAGCACCACGGCGGAAAUGGUGGCCGACAACCCGGGACACUGGCUGCUGACGUGCACGGUCAACGACCAUCUGAUGGCUGGAAUGCAGGCGAUAUUUGAGAUCAAGAAGUGUUUCCCCAACGUCCACAAGGCCAGACCACACGGGGAAGUCAGACAGUACUUCAUUGCUGCCGAAGAGGAGGUGUGGGACUAUGCUCCUACACUGCCUACUGAUGGUGAGGCAGACAUGUUUGUAACCAGAGGUCGGGAUCGCAUCGGAAGCCGCUACAAGAAGGUGCGCUACGUGGAGUACGUCGACAACACCUUCCUCACAAAGAUGCUGCGCAGCCCGCACGAGCAACACCUCGGCAUUCUGGGUCCUGUGCUGCGAGCUGAGGAGAAGGACACUAUCAGGGUGGUGUUCAAGAACAAAGCCAGCCGGCCGUACUCCAUUCAACCACACGGUGUUCAGUACAGUAUAGAGCAGGACGGGACGCUCUACCACAACGAAUUGGAAGAAUCUUACACUGCCAAAAAAUUGCGGGAGCUAAGGAGGGAAGCAAGAGUGGUGACCCCUCCUCCGGCCGCUCUGGUGCGACCUGGGACGGUGCACACCUACGAGUGGACGGUGCCGGUGGGCGCCGGUCCGGUGCAGGGCGAGGCCGACUGCCUCACCUAUCUCUACUACUCUGGGGUGGAUCCCACCAAAGACACCAACUCUGGACUGGCGGGACCCCUCCUCGUCUGUCGACCGAGGUCACUGAAGAAAGGGGAGCAGAAGAACUACAACAAAGAGUUCCACCUCGUGGCCACGGUGUUCGACGAGAACCUCAGCUGGUACCUGGACGACAACAUCCGGGCCUUCGCCACUGCCCCGGCCACCGUCGACAAGGAGGACGAGGGCUUCAUGGAGAGCAACAAGAUGCAUGCCAUCAAUGGGUUCGUGUACAGGAACCUCCCAGGCCUGACCAUGUGCAAGGGGGACAAGGUGACGUGGCACCUGUCGGGACUCGGGUCCGAGACGGACGUCAACAGCCUCUACUUCCAGGGAAACCGCUUCCUCUAUCGCCAGAACAGACGGGACUCCAUCAGCGUUUUCCCCCACAUCUCGCACACCGUCACCAUGGAGCCGGACAGCAUGGGUCAGUUUGAAGUGGUGUCUCCGACGGUGAACCAUUACCGCGGCGGGAUGAGAGCCAACUACACGGUGCAGAAGUGCAGCAUCCUCCAGCGUCAGGGCGAGACGAUGCUCCACUCGAAAACAUACUACAUCGCCGCCAUGGAAACGGACUGGGACUACGCCCCGAACCGCACCUGGGAGGUGGAGAUGUUCCGUGGGCAUCAGAGUCCCGCUCCACUCUACUUGGACAAACAGGGCGGAUUCAUAGGCUCCCGCUACAAGAAGGUGGUCUACCGCCAGUUCACCAACGACAAGUUCACCAAGCAGGUGGAGAGAGCGGCCGACAUGGAACACCUCGGCAUCAUGGGUCCCAUGAUUCAUGCGGAUGUGGGGGACAAAGUGAAGGUGGUUUUUAAGAACAUGGCCUCCAGACCUUAUUCCAUCCAUGCCCACGGGGUGAAGACGGAGACCCCCGACGUCUACGACACCAAACCAGGUGAGACUCACACCUACUAUUGGUAUGUCACGAAGAACACGGGCCCGACCGCAGAGCAGGAGGACUGCACCGUGGCAGCGUACUCCUCCACUACUGAUGUUGUCAAGGACAUGUAUAGCGGUCUGAUUGGCCCGUUGGUGAUUUGUCGCCGUAGCUGGGGCAGGAGUCUGGGACUAAAGAAGGAAGUAGAGGAGUUUGCACUGCUCUUCCUGAUUUUCAAUGAGAAUGAAAGCUGGUACCUGGAUGAAAACAUCCGGACCCACAUCACGAACCCUCGCGCCAAUCUGAAGGACGAUGAAACCUUCAUAGAGAGCAACAGGUUGCACGCCAUUAAUGGCUAUGUGUACGGUAACGUGCUGGGUUUGAACAUGGAGGUGGGUGAUAAGGUGUACUGGUACCUGAUGGGGAUGGGCGAUGACGUAAGCAUGCACACCGCACACUGGCACGGACACAAUGUGGAAUACAAGGUGGGCGGAGGUCCUCAUGUUACCGACGUGUACGAGUUGUUUCCAGCCACCUUCCAGACGGUGAAGAUGCGUCCGCAGUUUCCCGGCACCUGGCUGCUCCACUGUCACGUCACCAAUCACAUCAAAGGCGGCAUGGAGGCGAUGUACACCGUCACUGAGAAAGCGAAGAAGAGGGGAAUCUUUGGCUGAGCACUCGAGGACAACAGCAAAAACCCACCGGUGACAAGUCACUUCUGCAGCUAAUUGAAAAAUACUUCAGCCUAAUACGAGGAGACAUGGCACAAAGAACAUUCCUAGAGUCAUUUUAUUUUACACGUGCAUUUUUAUAAUUGUCUGGCUGCCUCCGUAUUUCCCCACUGAGAGGGAUCACAGUAAUAAUGCAGGGAAAAAAUAAAGCUCAAACCUGAAAGUCAA